ACAAGCAACAUGACAUUUGAAGAACUGAACGGAGACUGUACUUCUGUCGAAAGGAUGGAUUCUGUGUCUAAAGCCCUUGAGGAAGUCCUGACUUCUGCUCUGCUUCGAGGCUGGGUUACAAUCGGAGUUUAUGAGACUGCCAAAGCGCUGAAUGUAGACCCCGAUAACGUCGUGCUGUGCAUCCUGGCCACGGACGACGAGGAUGUGAAGGACGUCGCCUUGCAGAUCCACUUCACACUAAUCCAGGCGUUCUGCUGCGAAAAUGACAUCAACAUCCUGCGGGUGAACAACACCAGGCGCCUCGCCAAGAUCCUGGGAGGACCCGCGAAGCAGGGAGGCGAGCAGAUGGACCUGCACUGCAUCCUGGUCACGGGCCCACGUGCUUCUACAUGGAACAACCAGGCGCUCUGGAAAGUGCAGCGCUUCUGCCACGAGAGCCGCUGCAUGGACCAGUGGGUCCCCAUCAUCAACCUCCCCGAACGAUGAGACCAAAAACACUCCAGAAAAAAAACUUAGAUUUAAAAAAAAAAAAUCCAACAAAACGUAAUAAAGCUCCCGAGCGCUGCCUCGUGAUCACAGCAGAUCUGUGAACUCGAUCUCAGCCUGCUCUCGAAGAGGAGGAGAAGGAGGGGGAGGGUUUUUCUCCGGCGAACCCUGUCAAGAUGACUCAGCGGGUUUUUAUUUUUGCUUUCAGAGAAAGGGAGGACGUUGAGCAGAAGGGAGGAAAAAAAAUCAUGAACUGUCUGUUCUGAGCGCCGAGGCUCACACGUGAGGGCUUUGUCUUUUAGGAGGCGCGACAAUGGAACUGUUGUUCCGUUUCUCAGAAAUUUCACAGUUUGUGUUCUUUACAGUUUAUUAUAAGGUAUUAUUGAGAAUUUAUUUAUACGUUAAUAUCUAUACAGAAAUAUAUAAAAUGCAUUGGGAAAUUUUCCACUUUUCUGCACAAUUUUUUUGGUUUUUGUGUUUAAGUUAAUUGUUCAUUUUCUGAUCUUUGAAUUAAAUUAUUUCAUAUUACUCACUGUAAAAGAUAUUUAUACACAUUCCUUUUUAUACUAGGCCUGUGAUUGGUUUCAGAUGUAUUUUGCAAUGCAAUA
This is a messenger RNA of Clarias gariepinus (North African catfish), 1094 nucleotides long. It is a transcript of the gene gadd45aa, whose product is annotated as growth arrest and DNA-damage-inducible, alpha, a. Gene Ontology annotation, cellular component: cytoplasm; nucleus. The record is from RefSeq and is a predicted model, not a curated record. Lineage: Eukaryota; Metazoa; Chordata; Actinopteri; Siluriformes; Clariidae. Gene Ontology annotation, biological process: regulation of cell cycle. Bases 10 to 486 code for a protein of 158 amino acids. The transcript is spliced from 4 exons.